AACUUUCUCUCUUCCCCGCGAGGGUAUUGAUGUUCCAUAGCCGAAAGCUUUCCUCCUUUCUCACCCUCUUCGUUCGCAGGGUUGGCAACCAUGGUGUCUCUCAAGCUGCAGAAGCGGCUAGCUGCCAGCGUACUCAAGUGCGGGCAACGCAAAGUGUGGUUGGAUCCCAAUGAAGUCAAUGAAAUUUCUAUGGCCAAUUCCCGACAAAACAUCAGGAAGUUGGUCAAGGAUGGUUUCGUAAUCAGGAAGCCCCAGAAGAUUCACUCCCGAGCCCGUGCUCGACGUGCUUUGGAGGCCAAGAGGAAAGGUCGUCACUCCGGAUACGGAAAGAGACGUGGAACCAGGGAGGCUAGGUUGCCAACUAAGGUUUUGUGGCUCAGACGUAUGCGCGUGCUCCGACGCCUUCUCAGGAAGUAUCGCGAUGCUAAGAAGAUUGACAAGCACAUGUAUCACGAUAUGUACAUGAAGGUUAAGGGUAAUGUCUUUAAGAACAAGCGAGUGUUGAUGGAAAGUAUUCACAAGUCGAAGGCUGAGAAGGCUCGUGAGAAGAGUUUGUCCGACCAGUUCGAGGCCAGGCGUGCUAAGAACAAGGCUACUCGCGAGCGCAAGAUCGCCAGAAGGGAGGAGCGAUUGGCCCAGGGUAUCUCUGCGACCCCCGCCCCUACCUCGGAAACUGCCGCUCCAGAAGUUCCUAAGAAGGCGAAGAAGUGAUGAAGACGCUUACACUGUGGAUCAUAUGUGUAAGCACGACUUUUAGCUUUGUGGUUGAGUUUGGGACGGAUUAUAGAACCAGUAGCAGGAGUGUCUACCCCAUUUUUCAGCCGCUACCUCUAAGUCACGUCCUUUUCACGUCGGCUUUGUCUUCCUCUCAGAAAAUCAGCAAGCUGUUUUGCGGACCCAUCUCAGAAUCCGAAUUUCCACAUUAUCGUUUGAGUUUCUGGUCGUCGCCAAACAUGUACAGCUUUUCAUACUGCAACAGGUUCAUGCAUGAAAUUACAAAUCGCGAUUGUUUCGCCGAUUUAUUUUUAGCACUGUCGCGUGAAGCACCCGAAAUGCAGGAUCAUACUCUUCAACAUUUGGAUUGAUAGACAGAAAUCCUGUAGCAUUUUUGCAGAUUCAUAAUUUGGGUGUGCAUUCACCUUGCUUAUGCC
Marchantia polymorpha subsp. ruderalis is the source of this 1151-nucleotide messenger RNA. The record is from the annotation of a GenBank genome assembly. NCBI's taxonomy places the organism in Eukaryota, Viridiplantae, Streptophyta, Marchantiopsida, Marchantiales, Marchantiaceae.